Molecule: messenger RNA, 9189 nt
Organism: Spodoptera exigua (beet armyworm)
Lineage: Eukaryota; Metazoa; Arthropoda; Insecta; Lepidoptera; Noctuidae
Source: the annotation of a GenBank genome assembly
UACAAACAUAUUGCGAACAACAACCCUUGCACGCCGGUACAAAGUCACGUCAGGCUGUCGGUCGUAGUCAGCUGCUGCUUAGCUUGCCGUUUCGUGUCGCGCUUCUUGUCCGCUUUCAAUGUUUUCCGUUUUAUUUUGUUAUUUCUGUGAUGCAAACCGAUUUUGUAACUAAUAUAUAUAUUAUUACGUUAUUGUGAAUGAAACUGUGCAAUAAUACAGUGGUAUCGGGCCCCGGACAGCGAAAAGGAAGAGAUUUUGCCCGGAGUCAUAUACCAUUGUAAAGGAGCUCUCUUCAAAAGUUGAGCCCCGCACCGCACCGGCUUGCUCGCUGACCGCCGAGCCGCUAAUCUAGCUUUUUCGCGCCCCACCGUCGCCCGCCCAGACCCGCACCGGCCGCCGCCAUGCUCGCGCACCAAGCACCGCUCGCCCUCUACUAAACUCAACCGUCAACAUCGAUAAGAACGCGUGUGAUAAUAAUAAUUUAAUACUCGCCUAAAUAAGCUUGCAACGUUGGUGUCUUUAAUUCUAACUUAAUUGUAAGAUUAAUCAACUAGUAAGUAGGUACCUAGCGUGGUAGCCGCGUCCGUGCGUGUGUGUCGUAGUGCAGUGAGGGUGCGCGAUCGACGCCAGUGGCCGCAGCAGUCCUCGAGCCGUGUGACCAGUGCAUGCUGAGAGCGCGCGGGCGCGCUCGCUCCCCGCCGCCUAUGCGCCGCACUCGCUCUGCGUAAUUGCGCGCGCAUCUACCGCCCCUGAAUUUUAUGGCAGCAAUGGCCACCAUGGUGAACAUGAAUAACCUCUUAAACGGCAAAGACUCACGUUGGCUACAGCUUGAAGUGUGCCGCGAAUUUCAACGGAAUAAGUGCUCGCGACCCGAUACCGAAUGCAAGUUUGCGCAUCCCCCGGCUACCGUGGAGGUGCAGAAUGGAAGAGUUACCGCCUGCUACGACAGUAUCAAGGGUCGGUGUAACCGCGAGAAACCACCUUGCAAGUACUUCCAUCCACCCCAACAUCUGAAAGAUCAGUUGCUAAUCAACGGCAGGAAUCAUCUAGCACUGAAGAACGCACUAAUGCAGCAGAUGGGCCUGACGCCCGGCCAGGUGCUGCCUGGCCAAGUCCCCGCUGUGGCAACGUCACCGUACCUGUCGGGUGUGCCGGGCGUGGGCUCGACGUACGCGCAGUACUACGCGCCGCAGCUAGUGCCGGCGGUGCUGGGCCACGACCCCGCCGCCGCCGCCGCCUCGCCGCUCGGCGUCAUGCAGCAACCCGUGCUGCAGCAGAAGCUGCCGCGCACCGACCGCUUAGAGAUGGACAUGAAAAGCGUCGGAUCCUUCUACUACGAUAACUUCGCCUUUCCCGGCGUGGUGCCGUACAAGCGACCCGCCGCAGACAAAGCGGGCGUACCCGUUUACCAGCCGGCGACGACCUAUCAGCAGCUGAUGCAGCUUCAGCAGCCGUUCGUGCCCGUAUCAUGUGAGUACCCCGCACCCGCCACGUCCGCCCCGCCGACCGCGAGCGUCCCGUCCAGCGCCGCGCCGCCGCCGUCCGCGGCCGCACCCGCGCCUACGGCCGCAGCGCCCACUCCGCAACCGGCCGCGCCGGCACCGCCGGCUCCUUCGCCGCCCGCCGACCCAGGCACGCCAGACCCCGCCGCUAUGGCUAAAGAGGUGGCACAGAAGAACUACGUAGCCGCGCUGGCAUUCGCGGCGCAGCACUCUGCUAUGGCUCAGGCGGCGGCAGCGUACACGCAACAGGCGCUGAAGGCGCAGGCGCGCGCCGGCAUGCAGCACGCGGGGCUAGUGCGUGCGCCGCACAUGAUGGUCCGGCCGGGCUGGGCGCCGCCCAUGCCGGUGCCGUACUACCAGCAGCCCUUCAUGUACGCCGUGCCGCCGCCCGCCCCGCCCAGCGCGGCGGCGGCGGCGGCUGCGGCGGCGGCGGCCGUCAACCCCUACAAAAAGAUGAAGACCACAUAGAGAUCGCGCGGUCGGCGGGGCGCGGGGCGCGGGGUCUCCGCGUAGAGACUCGUACUGUGCGGCCGAGUGUCGCCCCGGCCUGUCGGGGCAGUUAGCGCUAGGCGUGUUGUCACAUUUGUAUUGUAUUAUUGUAAGGACGAAGCGAGCGGCGACGCCCUCGCGGAUGUCUCGGUAGUUUUACGCUAUAUAUAUAUAUACUACUGUAUCUCUACUCACUUACCGUUAUUACCCUAUGCGUGUAUAUUUCUCGUAUCUACGAUCCCGGUAAUAAUAACGCUUGAGAUGCAUGACUGUACGUUUUUUUAUUACCUCUUGUCGAUCGUCGUUAUCGUGAAUACCUAUCGUCGUACUGAGAGUUGAGCGCUUGGUCCGUCGAUCCCGCUACGUACACGCUUGUUCUCGAAGGAGCUCCGCACGGGUGCGCUUUGGCCGAUGUGUCGCUCCCGUACCUCCUAGUGGUGGCUUGCAGCCGCAGGCCCGCACCUAACACAGCCGCCUUCUAAUUUUCGCAUGGAAUAGAAUCCACCACCCUAUACGUUUGGCUCAUCAGGUAUUAUUCUCAUUAUUCUAGUGGCUCCCGUGUGCGCUAAGUGUGGCGAGUUCAUCAGUAGUGGCGUGCUGCAAUUUUGUUUCGAUCGCACCUCCUUCUAUUUAUUUUAAACGCUUUCUGUUACAUGCCUUCCGAAUGACGCUUCGGCUGUCGUCCGCAUUGCAAUCUUUUGUCGCUUUUUGUGUCGGGCGUCAGGCUGUGCGCCCCCGAACGCGCCCUACGUGGUGUACACCGACGAGCGCGGACAGGUAACGAGUGCCGCACCGCUGCGCACUCCCGCGCACUCCCGCGCACUCCCGCGCACUCCCCGCGCAUUCCUCGCUCGCUCCGUCGCACUGCUGCUUUGUUAUACUACUGCGCGUCAUUACACCACACUCUAGCAAAACAACGUUUAUUGAUGUUAUCACUCACAUAAAACUGGAUUCAAUGGACCACCAGCAGAUAUGAGACUGUUUAAUUAACAGGUGCAACACCCUGCUGUCCAUGACAUUUUAUUUUCUUCUUCUUCUUCUCUGAUAUGACCAGUGAGCGUCCACUAAUGUUGUUUUUGCAAUUCUGUGGUGUUUUAACGUUCUGUAUUCAGCAAAGUAGGUGUUAUGUGAGCUGAGCUAACUGCUUACACAUUAAUAGAUUAGACGCAAGCCCUACCAUUCCACGGCACAAAACCUGCGCUGUCCCGCGCUGUCCCACGCUGUCUUGUGCUAUCCCUCGCAGUUCCUCGCACUCCCGGCUCACGACCAACAUGCCUCGCUCUAACCAGUACGCUACCGAACGCAUAUCACCUCCUACACCUCUGCGAUUACCGCUUAUUAUGUUUUGUUCAGAAGCUCGAAGUAAAUUUGUUAAUUACUUAAAGUAAAUCCUGCUAACUAAUUGGUUUUUGUAAUUGUGUGUUAUCGUGAAAUGUUAUUGGCCUAACAUUAAUUAGUACAGAAUAAAUGACAAUAUACAUUUUUCACACAAAUAAUCUAAAUUUUUGAUAUCCUUGUUACACCAGCCUAUGAGAACGAUAUAAUCUAACAAAUGAAAGAAGUAAAUCAAGCAACUUUGAGUCCGCAUAGAUGUUCAGAGCUUGCUUCUUCACUCGGCUUCUGUAGAAGUACUUUUUUAGUUUUAGUUUGUGGCGCUUCACGCGGGCUUAGUAGGCUAAACACUCGCUUGUUAACGAACCACGAACGUCACACGAUCACUACACUACAGCGGGAUAAGGUGCGCUUGGUGAGCUUGUUCUAUUAAACCCGACGACCCGCAUCGAAGGAAGACUGGAUCACGAGUUACUGCCGUCACCUUACUUAGUAUCGUCUGCUGUGACGGUCUCUAGCCCUCCUGCCGACACCGGUGGCAGGCGGGACGCGUGUCUAUUCGAUGACCUCUUAAUAUAUCCUACAGUACAGUGGAGGUACGAGGACUCGACCGACGCCGACUGGUGGCGUCGCUUGUCAACCGUCUCAUGAUAAUAUAUCUUUGUCAUCAUCACACCAUCUAGUCAUUGUGCUGUAACUGUAUCGAUAUAUAUAUUGUAAUGAACAGUUGAUGCUACAACUUACUUGUUGAUGAUUUUUAGUUUUGUAUAGUGAGACAUACUUGCUUUGAAAUGUGGAAGAAGUCACUCUACAGUAUUGCCUUGCUUACACCCGGUAAGAUACGAUCAGCUUACUAUAAUAUCCUCAGUAUAAGUUAUUUCCUGUUUGCCGCCUAUACUGAAACACGCCGCUUGUCACUCGCAUGGAGUUGCAGAUGCAAAUAAUAACUUCGCUCUCUUUUCUUAAACAUGCUUCUAAAACUAAUGAACUCGGCAGUUUCAGUAAAGGUCACUUUAAUUAUUGAAAUUUAACGAAGCCAUUUUAUAUUCCACUAAACAGUUGGCCUUUUCAAUAAUGUAGGUACUCACACUUGCCUAAUUUACAUGUAAAUAAUACCUUUAAUAUUAUUAAAAUGCUUAGUCAACUGUUUAGUUCUAAUUGAGUUCACCUUUUGGCCAAUAUCAACUAUCAACUGCUAAUAAGGGGGUUUUUACACUCAUUUAAAUGCUUUUUGUAAACAAUUAUUUUACGCGUAGUUGGUAGUUGAAGUGACGAUGGUGAAAUAAGAAAACUCGAAGUGAUAUUGAGACAUAGUUAAUAGAGUAUUUAUUGUAAGCGUAGGGCACAGUAUUUGUGUAGACCUGUAGUAACUCAUGCGUAAUGUAAGUGUAUGCUAUCACUUCGAAUUUUCUAUGAAAAUGCUUAAAAUGCUUCGCCGUUGCGGCUUCAAUUCCUCGCUUACGACUUGUUGAGGCCUCUCUGACGCUUGUUAAAGUGUUCACGUAGAUGUAAUAAUAUACUUGGUUUUCUUUUGUUUGUCGUACAGUAACCGCACUCUCUAAUGGUCAUUAUGUUGCAGUUUGUACUACCACUAACAUGUCACGUCCAGAACUGUCAUGUAAGCUAAAGGUAUAAAUUUAAUUUGUCUAUUUACAUUAUAACCAUGGCAACCUACCGAUAAGCAUGACGUCCUCUGUUCCUCUACUGAGAACACCGGGAGAUCUAAAUUCAUCACAGCCGACGCAGACCUGUCCACACACAGCCUCUUUUAGCUUUAUUAUAGCAACAGUUGGUAUUUAUGGGUACACUUUGGACGCUACAAAACCUCUAGUACGCCCUCGCCCUGGUAAAAGUUGUCUAGCAUCAUGCUUAAGCUUUUUUGUAAAAUAUAGUCACGCUUAAAUAAGAUUGGCUGCGCAAUAAUGAUUAUACUUCAAGCGUUCUGCAUGCCAUUUAGAUAUUAUAUAUUCAUACCUAUGUGCAUAGUGCAGCGUACUUAACACUACUCUCUGACGGUUAUGGAAGCUCGUUCACGAGAAUAACUCCAGCAGUGGGCUCUAAUUUACUAUUCUCUUUAAUGUUGCAUAUAAUUACCCGACAGUACUACAAUAUAAAGGUGACACACAUAAUAUACAGCGCGCACGUAAAUAAAAGAAUGCUUGGAAGAUCCAAUCAUAUUGUGCAACGAAUCUUGUAAAGUUCUUGUAAUAUUGAAGCAGCAACAAGAUUUGAUUUCGAGCAACUUUCGCCUUCCGUGUGUCCCGUUUUGUGUUAAUUUUAUGUAGCGACUGAGAAACUACACACGCAUACUUUCCUUCCAUACGAAUAUAUAUUGACAACAUCUGUCCCAUCCGACCGACACGAGUAGGGAACCUUAAUUCGAUACAAUGUGAUAGGGGUAGUCCAACGAUUAUAAUUAUAUUUGCUCUUUGAUAUUACAAAAACUAUUUCAGCGUUAUUUUUCAGACGGCUGUGCAAUGAGGAUAAUAAUCAGUGUCAGAUGUAUGAAUGUCGAAUCAGUGAUGAAAUAGAAUUUAGUAUUAACACUAUUAACAUACUAAGUUCAUAAACCGUCGGUUCCUUGCUACCCACACUCUUACAUAUUGACACAAACAUUUUAAAGUAGCUUGUAUUUGAUCUUUUAUACUUAUAUCGACUGUUUAUGAAGUAGAUUAUAGUUAUAAGAAGCAUACAGACUGCUGUUUCACAAUGCAAAUUUGACUCUUCUGGUGUACAUGAACCCUAAUUGUGGUUUUGUUAAAUGGAAUUCAUGAGUUAAUCAAUGAGAAAUAAGGGCUGUAAGAGUAUAUUUAUCUGUACUGUGCAGUUUUUAAGCAAAUGAAAUUGCAAAAGUUUUACAACGAAGAAGUCAACGAAUAAUUUUAUGAAUAAUCAUGCACAAUGUGCUACGAAAUACUGAGCCUAAGUUACGUUAAACUAAUUAGUUAAUAAUGUACCAAAGAGCAGAGGCAAAGCAUUGUGGAAGCGUCGGGGCUGUAUGAACAUUGAUACUGAGUAACGACAAUAAUACUAAUGAAGGUGUUGUUAUAUUUGCAGUUACUGGACACCCUCCCGGUGUGCCAAGAUUUUAAUCGACAAGGAUGUACAAGACCUACCUGCAGAUUUGUUCAUAUUCGUGAAGGGUGCGGGCUGCAGGUGGUGGGGUGCCGCGUGGUGGUGUGCCGCGACGCGGCGGCGGGCACGUGCCGGCGCGCGGCGUGCCGCUACUACCACAUCCCCGUUCAGCUGCCGCCAGCGCUGCGCCCUCCUUAACCUGCCCCGCCACCCGUCCACCGCCGCACCCUCGCCCUCAUCCCUCCCCCCUCCACUUCCACCCCCACGUGAUCCGACCCAUCCCCGCAUCGCCCGCGCCCCGCGUUAUCCAUAUCGAUCGCGCCUCUGGCACACUCGGGAAAGGCAGGUUCGGCAAGUAUCCUACUGUCGCUCCCGCGGCUGAGGUGGUGAUAUCUUAGUGAAUAUCGGUUAGUGUAUAGCGGCUGGGGCGGGCCGCGUGCGCAGUCGCGCCGGCGCCCCGCCCCCGUCUGGAGAGCGUUGUAGUCUUCGGGAAGAGUGUGUACAUAAGUAGCGGGAUAUGAUUCUCAGGCACGGUCAUACGAUUGUGAUAUGAAUAGAUUUCGAGACGCCGGAGCCGUUUGAGUAAUUUUAUCGAGAUCGUACCGAGAUCGUCGAAUAGUAGUUAGUGAGGUUUCAAAUGUUUUAUUACUAUUGUAUAUUAUUUUUUUUAAGAUACGAUAUGAGUUCCUGUAAAGAUCAGUGCGGCCGCCUCCGGGCGCCGCAUGUAAACUUUGUUGUAUAUAAGCAAGCGGUGUAAUGUUUAUGGGUGGUGCGGAGCGCACCGUCACCGCCGGCUCGGUUCACGGCCGGCGGCCGAUGCCGGUGUCAAAAGUUGCAUCACCCCACUCCUAACGUGAGCAUUUUUGUGAGAAUUAUGUUACUUUUUUACGUAUGUUAUAAAAUUAUUUUUUUCUAGAUGACAAGUUUUACACUAGAUUAGAUUAAGUGAGUCAGUAAUGAAACACCAAUAGAGUAGCCGCUUCUCUCCCUCGGCACUGAAACUUUUGACGCCGGAGCACAAUUCGCGCGACAGGUGGCGCCCCGCGCCUCGCUCGCUGCGACUAGUCGGUACGUCGUUCUUCCCUUACGGAGCCAUCCCGUUCGCACCACAUCCCACGUCCCACGACGCCCGCGCGUCCCCAGUUCACUUUAGCAUAGAUCGCGACACUCGUAGAGUGAUAGAGGACAGAAAUUCAUUACAAUGAACGUUAUCGGACAAUAUUAAACGAAGAAGGCAUACUUCCAAGCUAUUUACCUAAAUUCUAGGAUAGAACGUCGGCUUUUAUUCCAGAUAGAUUUUGCUAGAUAAUCAUUCUUUACCGGUCGAUUCCCGUCUAUCGAUGCACAAAAUAUUACCGACGAUCGAGUCCGAUUACCUCUCGGUGAUGACAGCAUAAAGAAAUAGCUACCUAUAUUGUUUUCAACACAACAGUAUUAACGUUUUGAUCAAAUUUAUCUCGUCGUAUGUAUGUAGAGGUGAUAUGCGGAUAGAGAGAGAGGCGGGAGCGCGCGCCGGCAGAUGGCGCCCGCGAGGCCCGCGUCGCGCAACUACCGCGCGGCCGGCGCGCGCGUCCCGAAGGCAUGGAAGCCUAAUGCCUAAUAUUAUUCCUAGUCCAUAUCCUUUUUGUUGAUCAGUCAUGCGAUUAAUGUUAGAAUAAAUAUUAAUAAUUUGAUUUAUUCCUCCCAUUUAGUGGAUAUUUUGAUAAUGAUAUAUUAAUAAUGAAAUAUUUAAGAUACAUAAUACAUAUUUGAUUCUAAAUCCUGAUAAAGUGACACUACGUUAGUAAUUUAGUCGGAGGGAUACUUGUGCCGUGAUUAUAUUUUUAGGUAUAUAUUAUGAAAUAAUUCCUAGCGUCGGAAUUAAAGAAGUGAUUAAUGUGUAAGCGUGUUAUAUUUAUUGUCGUAACGUAAGUGGAAUGCCAUAUCGAUAAAAGGUGAAUAUCGGAUGCGGAGUCAAACUCAUUAGUAACUCGUUGCGUUUGUGUUUAUGUUGAUUGUUAUAACCAGUCCCGUGCUAGUGGCUAAGGUGAACAGUUCACUUUUAUCAAUACGGCACUAUGAGUCUUAAAUAUAUAAGUUGUCAUAUUAUUUUUUGUUAAAAUUUAUCGUUUCAUGAAUUAUUUGUUGCCUAUAAUUUUUAUAAUCAAAAUUUUAUGAUCUGACGCAUUUAUUGUAAGACAAUCGAUUACUUUUAUAAUUAAUUAGUGUGAUAAUAAUAAUUAUGGUAUCAAAUUGCCGUUAUGAAAUAUAGAACAUCGAAAGUAUCCUUCCUGUUUAGAAGGGACUCUUCUGGCCCAAGGUUUCUAGUGGAUUUUAUAUUUUUCUUUUGUUGUAUUUUUAAUGUUGCGUGUGUCUUACACAUAAUAUAUUUCAUUUUUGUGAUAUUUUUAACUAUAAAGUACUGUUAUUAUAAAUCCAAAUGGAAUAAUGAUGACCUAAUUAAUAUUCAAGAAUUUAUUUGUAAAUCACAAAAAAAAAUGUAAAACUGUAAAUAUAUUGACAAAAAAAUGAACUGCAACACAAUAAUUGAUUAUUAUAUCUCUCAUCAAAUACACUGUAAGUUGUUUGAGUACCUAAGUAACGGUAUCUUAUUAUGUAGUAUGUACCUACAGUCUACUUAUUGUAAACCGGUCCAGUGAACAAAGUAUUGAUAAUAUUGUGAACAUUUUUUUAUUCACGAACAAUCACAGAAAGUACAUGACAUUGUAAUAUUAUUUAUGAAAUUACUAUGUGAUGUGAUCUUCGGAUCAAUUUUGAGUACAGUAUAGAUAAUAAACAACUGAAUAUGUGA